Molecule: messenger RNA, 684 nt
Organism: Plenodomus lingam JN3
Lineage: Eukaryota; Fungi; Ascomycota; Dothideomycetes; Pleosporales; Leptosphaeriaceae
Source: RefSeq, a predicted model, not a curated record
AUGCCCGCAAUCGAACAACCCCCUGCGCUUUCGCGCACCUCGCCCCUCUUCUCUCCUGACGAAGUCACUGUUAUCUUUGUGCUUGGUGGACCCGGAGCGGGCAAGGGCACACAGUGCCAGAACCUCGUGUCAGACUAUGGCUUCAAGCAUUUGUCUGCUGGGGAUUUGCUGCGUGAGGAGCAGGACAGACCGGGCAGCGAGUUUGGCGAGAUGAUCAAGACAUACAUCAAAGAGGGCACGAUUGUGCCCAUGGAAGUCACGAUCAAGUUGUUGGAAAAUGCUAUGAAGGCGAGCAUGGAAAGUGGGCAGAACGAGAAGAAGCUAUUCUUGAUCGAUGGCUUCCCCCGCAAACUCGACCAAGCCCACGCUUUUGAACGUUCCGUCUGCCCCUCCAAAUUUACUCUCUUCUUUGAUUGCUCCGAAGCCGUCAUGGAAAAGCGCCUACUGCAUCGCGGCGAGACCUCUGGCCGUGCAGACGAUAACCUCGAAUCCAUCAAGAAGCGCUUCCGCACUUUUGUUGAGACGAGCAUGCCCGUGGUCAAGGAAUUCGAGAGCCAGGGCAGAGUAGUCAAGGUGAAUGCGGAGAGGAGCCCAGAGGAGGUGUAUAGGGAUGUUCAGGAGAAGCUCAAGGAGAGAGGCGUUGAGCCAAUCACUUUGAAGUUUGUGCAGACGCAGAAUGCUUAG